Molecule: messenger RNA, 2759 nt
Organism: Gloeophyllum trabeum ATCC 11539
Lineage: Eukaryota; Fungi; Basidiomycota; Agaricomycetes; Gloeophyllales; Gloeophyllaceae
Exons: 13
Coding region: 116-1726 (536 amino acids)
Biological process (GO): carbohydrate metabolic process; chitin catabolic process
Cellular component (GO): extracellular region
Molecular function (GO): carbohydrate binding; chitin binding; chitinase activity
Source: RefSeq, a predicted model, not a curated record
CCGAUGCAUGGUCGCCGAGUACCUUCUGCUAAUAAAAGGGCGACGUUCCCCUCUUCCGUUCCGUAGGAUCUCUGCCCUCUCCUCCCCUCCGCGGUCGCGCUAGACGGUGUACCCUAUGCCUGUCGCGAUGGCUUCAUUCCGGUACCUCCUUUUCCUCCUGUCUGCCCUUGCCCUUAUGGCAAGCGCGACGCAAGUCAUGCAGCGCCCCGCGGACUACAAGGACCCCCCGAACAAGGUUCAGACAAACCCUGACCCUCAGGUGCAGCAGAUCCACAAGAGGGCAAGCGGCAAGGUGCAGGCAGCUUAUUUCACGAACUGGGGUAUCUACGGCGCCAACUUCCAGCCGACGAAUAUCACUCCCAGCGAUCUCACCCAUAUCUUAUACGCCUUUGCCGAUGUUUCGCCGGAUACUGGCAACAUUUCUCUUACGGACACUUACGCCGAUGAGCAGAAACACUUCCCAGGUGACUCUUGGGACGAGACUGGAAAUAACCUGUACGGCUGCUUGAAGCAGAUGUAUCUGCUGAAGCUCGCGAACCGGAACUUGAAGGUUCUCAUGUCCAUCGGAGGCUGGACGUACUCCCAGGACGGACACUUCUCAUUUGUGACAGACGCGACGAAGCGGGCGACCUUCGUCAGCGCUGCGGUCUCGCUGAUUGAAAACUUUGGCUUGGAUGGCAUUGAUAUCGACUUUGAGUACCCUUCUUCUACCGCACAAGGUCAAGGCUUCGGUGCUCUCUACACCGAACUCCGGACGGCCUUCGACAACCUAGCAGCUAAGAAAGGCGACACCGUGCCCUAUCAACUAACCGCUGCCGUGUCCGCCGGACCUGCUAACUAUGCCUACCUUGAUGUGCCCACCAUGGAUGCCGCGCUCACCUACUGGAACUUGAUGGCCUACGACUAUGCGGGCUCGUGGCUGAACUUCACCGACAACCAAGCCAACCUGUACGGUGGCGCACGCACGAACGUGAGCACGGAUGCCGCGAUCAAGUGGUACGAGGCGAACGGCGCCACGCCCAGCAAGAUCAACGUCGGCAUCCCUCUGUACGGCCGCGCUUUCGAGGACACCAACGGCCUCGGGGACUCUUACAACGGUAUCGGCCCCGGCACGAUCCAGGCUGGCAUCUACUCUUACAACGUCCUGCCACUUGCGGGCGCGACGGUCUACGAGAACUUGACGGAUGUCACGAGCUACUCAUACGACGCCACGAAGAAGGAGCUCGUUUCGUACGACGACCCGCACAUCGUGCAGCUCAAGGCGCAGUAUGUCCAGACCAAGGGUCUUGCUGGCACCAUGUUCUGGGACCUCUCGACCGACAAGACCGGGAGCGACAGCCUUGUCCAGACGGCGGCGAACGUCUAUGGGGGCUUAGACACGACUCCGAACCACAUCAACUAUCCCGACAGCGAGUGGGACAACAUUCGCAACAACAUGGGCUCCUCGACCGGAAGCUCGACGAGCUCCGUGCCGUCCUCCACGAGUACCCAGCCUACGACCACUUCUAGCCCUACGUCGACUUCGAGUACCACUACUUCGGCCCCUACGACUACCACCUCGCCCUCUGGAUCCUGUGCUGGUGUCUCCGCCUGGAGCUCUUCCAUUGCAUACACGGGAGGCGCCCAGGUCACAUACAAUGGUCACCUCUGGACCGCGAAAUGGUGGACGCAGAAUGACACCCCCGGAGGUGCCGCAGGAGUCUGGACCGACAAUGGGGCUUGCUAGAUACCAGCGCCGAUUAUAUCCAUUGGGCUUGCGAGAGAAGAAACGCACAUUUGUAGUAUUUAUUAGCAAUAGUAUUCGCGUCUUAGAGCACAUACGUCCCGAUGGUCAUCUCCAGCUGAGAAUAAACUCAAGUCACCGCACAUCGUGAGGCCACCCUUCGGAGAUCGUAGAAUUGCAUUAAGCAUCAGUGUGGUAAGUCUAUGCUGGCAAACAUGUUGAUAAGUCCCGGACAAACGUUACGGAGACGGUCGAACAGCAAAGUCAAUAAAGGUGAGUAUAGGCAGCUGGGGAACUUGGCCAUCCUGGUUAAUCAUCGCUUCAUCCUCGUCAUCUUCUAAUCCAAACUCUUCCUCCUCAAUUUGCGGAGCAUCAGCCUGCGCGGCUUCCCCCGUUCCGUCUGUGUAGUCCUCUGCUAAAGCGAUGGUCACGGGCCGAGGUAUCUGCGAUUCCUCCCAUAUGAAAUAUAACCCGGUGUCAGUCAUUUGCAGGCAGUCGAUCUGGCUCAGGAGCCGUAUAUCCUCGAACCCUAAGGCGCAACAGAUAUACAGAUUCGGGAACGCGAAUCCGCAUUCGGGUGGGUCUUCCGCUCCACCGUAAUCCUCGUUAGACUCUGGCAAAGGCAUCGGAGGACCAACACCGUGAUAGGUAGAGUCGAGCGUUACAACGUAGAUUCCAGUGCACAUGACCAAGCCAAUUUUCCCAUUCUCAAAGGCAUGGUACAAGGAAUCCCCGUGGUCAGUGAAAUCGAUUCUGGCGGAGCUCAGAGCCAGAGGCACUUCUUUCCGUGCGAUACGCGUGAAAUCUGGAAUUAACAGCAAUGUCUCUGGAUUUCCGAGGACCGCGAGGGUGCGUCCAUCUGCAGAGACAUGGACUGCAACAAACUCCUCUAUCAAGCUGCACCCUGCCCCUGGACCAUAAUAUCGAGAAACAGCUUCCAGAGGAGCGAUUGCAGCAUUCGGGACCCCCGGACUUGUAGGGAACUGAUGUGUAUCGACUGUCAGCAACAUACCAAUAUCCUGUGCGUCUCUUAUCG